AUGAACAAAGGCGUAUUGAGAAAUAAGAAGAAACGUUCACAGUCUCCUCUACAUGAAACGAAUAAUUCCUUUAUGAAGAAUGUAACUUCUACAGUAUCUUAUUUAUUACCUUCUUCAAUUACUAAAUGGUUCAGCACUCCAAGUACAUGCAAUGCUAAUGGAUCAACUCCAACCUCUGAUCAGACAGAUUCUUCUUCGGAAGAUGAAAUUCAAGGAACUUCUGUGGUGGUCCAACCACCACCAAAGCGAAUGCGUUAUAAUUCAGGAAAGUUAAAUCAUGUUGGACAAUCUGAAGUUAAUUAUAGCAGCAUUAAUCCUGAUGAGCCAUUUGAUGUAACACAGCCCUCAACAAGUAGAAACCACUUUAAAAGAGAACCAAAUUAUGUAUCUACUCCCAUUCAUACUGUUAUCAAUGAACCAUCAAAUGACAAAAGAGAACGAGAUACAACAGUAAUACAAUCUCACCAUUCCCUUUCUACAAGAGGAUCAUCUGUGACUAGAAAAAGAAAGUCGCUGUUUGAUAUGCUUGACAAGGAUUCAAGUAAAAAUAAAGAUUCAUGUGAUCAAACAUUAAGUAAAAAAUCAAAUAGUUUAAAUGAUUAUAGACAACCUUGCUUUAAUAUUGGUUUAGCUGCUUCAUCAUACUAUAGAGCAAACCUUGCAUAUGCUGGAGCAGCAUCAACUUACAUGAAUAAGCCAAACAUCAAGUCAUCCAAAACUACAAGGUUCCACACAUUACUCACCUUAUCAAAAGAACAGGUUGCAAAG
Iphiclides podalirius (scarce swallowtail) is the source of this 768-nucleotide messenger RNA. The record is from the annotation of a GenBank genome assembly. Lineage: Eukaryota; Metazoa; Arthropoda; Insecta; Lepidoptera; Papilionidae.